CGUGACUCGGCGGGAAGAUGGCGGCGCCCGCGGGCCGGCGUGUGCGGGGCUGAGUGCGGCGGGGCCUGGCGCUGUGGCGGCUGGUUUCUGUCGCUGCCCGGUUUCUGUCGCCGCCAUGUCGCGGCUUAUCGUGAAAAACCUCCCCAAUGGGAUGAAGGAAGAUCGCUUUCGGAAGCUAUUCGCUGCCUUUGGCACGCUGACCGAUUGUUGCUUGAAAUUCACCAAGGAGGGCAAGUUCCGGAAAUUUGGCUUCAUUGGCUACAGGUCUGAAGAGGAAGCUCAAACGGCACUGAACCAUUUCAACAGAAGUUUCAUAGACACCUCCAGAAUCACAGUCGAGUUAUGCAAAUCUUUUGGUGACCCUUCAAAACCCAAAGCAUGGAGUAAGCACGCUCAGAAGGCCCCUGCCUCAGAAAAACAGACCGAGAAACCUGUGACAAGUACAGCUCCUGCAGGCACAAAGAAAGAUAAAAAGAAGAAAGAUCCAACAGAAAACUUAAAGGAGCUGGAAGAAGAUGAAACAUUCCAGGAGUUCUUGGUGGUUCACCAGAAACGGUCUCAAGUGGCCACUUGGGCUAAUGACACUUUGGCAGAGGAGCCCAAGAAGGGAAAAUCAAAGCCAGCAGCCGAUUAUCUCAACUUUGAUUCAGAUGAGUCUGAGGAGCUGAGCGAGGAGGAGGAGGAGGAUGGGAAUGAACCCUCUGAAGAUGAGAAGGAGACUAAAGCAAAGAAAGGAGAGAAGAAGGCAGCUACCAGCAAAGAUCUCUCGGAUAUGGAUUACCUGAAAUCUAAAGUGGUGAAGGAUUCUUCCUCCUCAUCCAGUACAGAGGAGGAAACAGAUAGUGAGGAGGUGGAAGAGGAAAGUGAGAGCGAGGAGGAUUCGGGCAUUGCAGAAACCAUUGGCACCCACACAGGUCAAAGGGGGAAGCCAAAAGCCCAGCAAACACAGCAAGACACGCCAGCGGAGAAGAAGAAAAAAGGAUCCACGCUAGAGACCCAAGACAGCUCAGUGCAAGCCAGCACACCACACACGGUGAAACUUCGUGGUGCCCCCUUGAACAUCACGGAGCAAAAGAUUCGGGAAUUCUUCUUGCCUCUGAAGCCAGUGGCAAUCCGGAUAGGAAAAAGUGCCCAGGGGAAAAAUGCAGGUUAUAUCUUUGUUGACUUGAAGAGUGAAGCAGAAGUGCAAAGGGCCUUGAAGCGAAAAAAAGAAUACAUAGGUGGACGAUGCGUUGAGGUAUUCCGAUGUGGGAGUACUCCAAAAGAAACAGUUACAGCAAAACCUGAUAACCAGCCGUGGCAAAGAAGGAAGAGGGACGAUGAGGAAGAAGAGGACUUGUCUGAAUCGGGGAGACUCUUUGUCAGGAAUCUUCCCUUUACUAGCACUGAGGAGGACUUGGAGAAGAUCUUUUCCAAGUACGGACCCGUCUCGGAGAUCCAUUUCCCUAUAGACAGACUGACCAAGAAACCCAAAGGAUUUGCUUUCAUCACGUAUAUGAUUCCCGAGCACGCAGUGAAGGCCUAUGCAGAAAUGGAUGGGCAAGUGUUCCAGGGGCGAAUGAUGCAUCUUUUACCAUCCACAAUCAAAAAGGAAAAAAUCGAAGAUGCAGAUGCGGGAGAGUCUUCCUCCUACAAAAAGCAGAAGGAGGCCAAGGACAAAGCCAACAGCGCCAGCUCUCACAACUGGAACACGUUGUUUGUGGGGACAAAUGCUGUGGCCGAUGCCAUUGCUCAGAAGUACAAUGCUUCCAAAAGCCAAGUGUUGGAUCACGAGAGUAAAGACAGUGUGGCAGUGAGGGUUGCUCUGGGAGAAACCGAGCUGGUCCAGGAAAUUCGCCGGUUCCUCAUCGAAAACGGAGUCAGCCUGGAUUCCUUCAGCCAGGCUGCUGGUGAGCGGAGUAAAACGGUGAUCCUGGUAAAGAACCUCCCUGCCGGCACGAGCGUAGCGGAGCUGGAGGAUGUCUUUGGCAAACACGGCAGCCUGGGCCGGGUGCUGCUGCCAGAAGGAGGUAUCACGGCCAUCGUGGAGUUCCUGGAGCCAACCGAGGCCAAGCAGGCCUUCACCAGGCUGGCCUACUCCAAGUUUCAUUCUGUGCCGUUGUAUCUGGAAUGGGCUCCAAUGGGUGUCUUCUUCAGCCCAGCCCCUCAGAAAAAAACCUCUCAGGCUGCAGAAAAGGAGGGCAAAGCAAGGCUGGUACCUGAUGAUGACACUGACACAGCUGUAAAGGGCUCAGAGGAAACAGCAGCACAGGAAGAGGAGGAGGAGGAAGAAGAGGAGGAGGAGGAAGAAGAAAGCAUUCCCGGGUGUACCUUGUUCAUCAAAAACCUGAACUUUGCCACCACAGAAGACACACUGAAGGAGACGUUCUCCAAAGUGGGAGCUGUGAAGAGCUGCACAAUAUCCAAGAAGAAAGACAAAGCAGGCACUUUGCUUUCAAUGGGCUUUGGAUUUGUGGAGUACAAGAAGCCAGAGAGCGCCCAGAAAGCCCUGCGCAGGCUCCAGGGCUUUUCUGUAGAUGGCCAUAAGCUGGAAGUGAAAAUCUCAGAGAGAGCUGUCAGGCCCGCUGUGAAAUUGUCCCGAAAGAAACAAACCGUCAAGAAGCAGAAGAAUUCCAAGAUCUUGGUCCGAAACAUCCCGUUCCAGGCCACCGUCAGGGAAAUCAGGGAACUCUUCAGCACCUUUGGAGAGCUGAAGACCGUCCGGCUUCCCAAGAAAAUGGCAGGAACGGGAUCCCACCGGGGCUUUGGAUUUGUGGAUUUCCUCACCAAGCAGGAUGCCAAGAAAGCGUUCAACGCCCUGUGCCACAGCACGCAUUUGUACGGCCGGAGGCUGGUCUUGGAGUGGGCAGACACGGAGGAAACGGUGGAGGCCCUGAGACGGAAAACGGCGGACCAUUUCCACGACUCCCCAAAGAAGAGAAAACGAUCAGAGGUUUUGAAUGAAAUCCUGGAGCAUCUGGAAGAGGAGGAGAGCAACAAAGACGAGGCCAUCUAGCAGCUGCCUGGCAUCUGGUGAGGUCUCUCGCUGAUGGAUGCAGAAGGAGAAGCCUCCGCUGGAGACUUGGAAGCCAGCACACUUGUUGCCAGCAGAAUCCGCUCGUCCUGUGAACCCGAGGGCUUGAUUUAUGCCACGCGUCCAGGUUUUGGUAUUUCCAGCCUUUUAACCAGACCUUGAAUUCGGAGCGGGAGGAAGAGCCCUUGUCUGCCAGCGGCUCCUGCCCGACAAUCGCUUCUUAAAUCCAGGCAGGGAUACGAUUUCCCUCGUCUCAGAAACCGCCCAGCCUGCUGGCACGGACACCUGGGGAGAUGGACACUUCCCCUGCUGACCCCAGGGACUCCGGCAGAACCUGCUCUUAAUGUCUGAAUUAAGUGAUAAUUUCUGUACAUUAAAAACCACACGUAUAUUUUAAGAGUUUUCCAAA
This is a messenger RNA of Grus americana (Whooping crane), 3422 nucleotides long. RefSeq names its product RNA binding motif protein 19 (gene RBM19). The record is from RefSeq and is a predicted model, not a curated record. The coding region runs from base 116 to 2995 and encodes 959 amino acids. The transcript is spliced from 25 exons. NCBI's taxonomy places the organism in Eukaryota, Metazoa, Chordata, Aves, Gruiformes, Gruidae. Gene Ontology annotation, molecular function: RNA binding.